GUUGUCUGGGUAAAAGUUUGCAUAGUUGCAUCCACACAACACAUAACACAUAGACAUCCUUUUCGGGGUUUCACAUUCAUAACCCCCUGCCUCUCACACUGUCCCUCUCACCAUUCACUUUGAGUUUGACCCGUUGCCAGCCACCGCCACCAUCCACUCUCCACCAUCUUCAUCUUCCAAACCUUAAAUAACCAACUCCUUUCCCCUUUUUCCAUUUCCAAAACCCUAAUUCUCUCUCCUUCACACUCACACUGCCAGAUCUACAUCAUCUCCCUAUGCCUUUUUUUCUCUUCUUUUUAUACAACACAAUAACCCUUUUCCCCCGACUGAAAGACAACCAACAAAAGAUUUCCUUCCAUUGUUGCAGUGCAGAUCAGGGAUUCCAUCCAAAGAUACGCUUCUUCCCUUUUUCAAAAACCCUUUCUUAUUACCCACUCUCUCACACUCAUUCAUUCAUUCAAAAACCUCUCUCCUUUUCUUUCCCCUUUCUUUCUCUUUCUUCACCGCUUUUUGCUUAAUUUCCAAGCUAUGGAUUCUGGCAACAGUGGAAGUAUCUCUUCAAGUGGCGAUGAAGAAUACGAUUCACGACCUCAUCACACACUCCUCCCUCCAACCUUCCUCACCAAUAAUCACCCCUCCCAAUUUCUUUCUUCUUCUUCUUCUUCUCAUUACCAACACCACCCUCACCCUUCUUUGUUCGAUCUCUCUUCAACCUACCUCCACGCCCUCUCUCAACCAAACUCCUCCUUCCUACACUUGGACACCGCCACCUCAUCCUCCUCCCACCCCCCGAGAUCUCAACCCGAUUGCACCCACCCUUCAGGAGUUAACGUUGCCUCCUCACCCCAAACCACAACAAACAUAAGCCAAUGCUUGUUGGGUCCUCAGGUUGGCCUCGCCUCCGACAAUGCCAGAUCGCAGGAGCCAAUCUCGCUUGAACCCGGUAGAACGGUUAACAACGUUGGACGUAACUCCAAGAAGCGAACCAGAGCUUCCAGGAGAGCACCUACCACUGUUCUCACCACGGACACUUCUAAUUUCAGAGCCAUGGUUCAAGAGUUCACUGGAAUCCCUGCACCACCCUUUUCGGCUUCUUCCUCCUACUCUCGGAGGCUCGAUCUUCUCACUGGCUCCUCCUCCCUCAGAACCACCUCUCACUUAGACGCAACCACGGGUCCUUUCUACCCUUUGCGUCCUUCGCCACAAAAGGUAAAUCAUCAUCAUCAUCAUCAUCAUCAUCAAAACCCAUUGCUUUUAUCUUCCUCAUCAUCGCCCUAUAAUAACAUGGUUGAUGCUAUAACUCCCACCACCACCACCACCAACAAUUCUUCAUCUAACAACAACAACAACACCACCACCAUCAACUACCAACAACAACUUCCUCCUGAUUUGGGUAUACCCUAUCAUCAUAACCCACAAAACAUCAUGCUCAGCAUGCAGAACCACCCCAACCUUGCAUUCAACCCUCCCCCACCCCCUCUUCACCCUUUUGGCCAGGCAGGGUUUAGUGCAAAGUUACCAUCCAUUGAGGAUCUGGGUAUGAGCCAUGGUCAGGUUAAUAAUAAUGCAAAUUUUGUCUCAAGUGGGAUAUCGGUGCCACUGAGGAGUGUUAACGUCGAUGGAGGAGGAACAAGAGAUGUUUCGUUAAGGUCAUUGGAUGGUGGUGGUAGCUGCAAGUUGAACUUCGCUGUGGCUUCUGCGUCCACUAGCUUGAACCGUGAGAAUAGCACCUUACCAAAUAACAACAACAAUAAUAACCCUACAACUAGAGGGGAAGGUACCGUGGAUUCCUGGAUUUGUUCUUCUGAUUAGACUAAACCCGGUACAGAAACUUGUUAUCAUUACAUGGUAGAAUAUGAUGCUGCAAUGAAUUAAGAUCGUGAUCAUGAUGAUGUUGAUGAUAGUGGGUGUUGGUGGUUAGAAUUUGCAGCUAACAUCUUUCUUCUUUUCUUUUCCUCACCUUUCCUUUUUCUUUCCUUUCUUCUUUUUUUUUUCUCUCCCUUUUGUUUAAAUAUGUUGAUAUUGUCAAAAAAUUCUGUAGCCACCGUUAUGAGAUUAAUUUAAUCAUGUAUGAU
Molecule: messenger RNA, 2075 nt
Organism: Vigna unguiculata (cowpea)
Lineage: Eukaryota; Viridiplantae; Streptophyta; Magnoliopsida; Fabales; Fabaceae
Source: RefSeq, a predicted model, not a curated record